GUUGGGAGACGCAUGGCGGCGACGACAGAAGACACCGAAGCGCGCGUCGGCCCCGUCGACGACGUCAACCGCAGCAUCGAGGCGUUGGAUUGGUCGGUACUCGAGGCGGCGCUCAAGGUACCGGGCAACGCGGGGUAUCCGCUCUGCUCCAUGACCGAAGCCGACUUUGACGUGUAUAUCGAGUCGGAGAACCAAGACCUCAAGUCGCGCAACCUGGAGUGGCACCACGGCGUUGUGUACAUUGUCGAAUUGAACGAUGUCAUGCACUGCCGCCUCGCUAUCGGCAUCGAUGAGGCCAUCUUCGAGGCGACGGGGACGGGAUGCAAGCAUCUCCGGUCGUGUGGCAGCGCGUACAUUGACACGACCAACGCGCCGAUCACGCUACCGAAGCUCGAGCCGGAUGGUUGCUUUUACCCGACGCGCAGCAUUGGCCCGAUCAAGCCCAACUGGCUUUCCUGGUGCGAGAAUCACACGCUCAAAGUCGAAGUCGGCGUGCACGCCAACUGGGUGACGCUGGACCCGAAGACUGAGCGCUGGUGCGCGUUUCCCGGUAUUCGCUACGUGCUCUGCGUCCACGUGUCGCACGACUUUGCGGUGCGCGAGUACAAGCUCUUUUCGAUCACCAACAACCAGCUUGACGGCCCCGCACCGCACUUGACGGCGCCCACUCCAAUUCACGCUCAUACGCGCAUCGAGCUCGAUGGUCGUCGGCUCUUGGCGCUGCCGGACGACGUCCCGCUGCCGCUGGGUUUCAACGCCAGCAUUGUCUUUGAACUCAACCCGAUCGUGCAAGAAGUGUGGUGCGAUUAUUGCGAUAGCGACGACCCCAUUCCACCUCCGUUUUGAGUUUCAAGCCGUGCACGAGUGGCAUUUUCCUUCACAAGGGAAACGUUUCUAGUGAAAUGACUCCAA
Molecule: messenger RNA, 912 nt
Organism: Saprolegnia diclina VS20
Lineage: Eukaryota; Oomycota; Saprolegniomycetes; Saprolegniales; Saprolegniaceae
Exons: 1
Coding region: 13-846 (277 amino acids)
Source: RefSeq, a predicted model, not a curated record